Chara braunii is the source of this 1334-nucleotide messenger RNA. Lineage: Eukaryota; Viridiplantae; Streptophyta; Charophyceae; Charales; Characeae. The record is from the annotation of a GenBank genome assembly.
GGGGAACAUCGACCUAUGGAGGCUUUGAUUCCUGAGCAGGGCAAAGACGGUAAUGACUAGGAACCCGGGGAGAACCGAUCUAUGGACGAACGGGGACGAUGCCCCGUGGUGGAGAAGGAAGUAGCGGACCAGCCAAAAGGGGAGGACGAAUUGCGAGRCUUGGAGGAGGACAAGAUCGCGGACGCCCGCGAGGGGCAAAGUCGUGAAGGCGGGACGGAUCAGGGGGGGGAGAGCAAUCACGUUGAACUGCAGCAGGGACAAGUUUUGGAUGUCCCCGGGCCGAUGGCCCGAUGUGUGGUGGUGACGGGGUGUAAUCCAGGGGUGUCGCCRAACGAUGGCCCUGCUACUCACCUGUCAGCCGGUGAUAUGGGCACARGCGAGCAAGGCCUGCGGCCCGAGGACUGGCAAGACAAGCGGGUAAUCGUGGACGACGUGGUUCGUUGGAUCACGCGGGCGCAGAUGUGUSGGGGGUGGGAGGGGAUCCCGAGGCGGUUGACUCGGUGGGACCCAGUCGGUGGUUAUACGGGAGCCGCUAAUCGACGUGCGGAAACGCUGGACAGCCGGGCAGAUGCCCAAGGACUGGAGAAGGGCGUUACUCGCACAAGGGUUGGAGCAGGCGAGAAGGAUGGACCACAGAACAUAAGUGGGGACACAACUGGGGGSGAGACAACGGUACAUCGGGGUGUGGCAGGGGACAGGCAGGUGCAGAGCGACGACCUUGCUCACAAGGAUGCGCUCCCGAUUGUCCUGUUUCUUUCCCAGAAGGAAGAAGGUGAGAGGGUUGAUCGAAAGGAGGAGUUUAGGGACGUGCAUGACCGAGGGGCUGUGGGUGGUGAGGCAUUGAGUGCAGGGGUGUCGGCCCCUGCGGAUUUUACCAUGAAUCUUAAAGCUAGUCUUCCCGCUUCUGGCGCAGAGGACGCUAGGGACAUGGCGGAAUCGCGGCACCCAGGGGACCCGGGUGCUGACGCAAUGGAUCAGGAGGAGCCUCUGAUCCUGGACGAAGGCGAAGACUCGACGGAGGAAGGGGAGGGGGGGGAUGACCCCCUCACCGUGACUUUGGCAGCGCAAGGCCAGCUGCAACGGAUUUUGGACGCAGGGGACUGUAAUAUCUGCCUUGUGAUGCUGUGGUGGGCGGGGGAUGACAUCAAUGUGGCUACGAGAGGUGGAUCGGAGCUCUUCUCCUAAACCACCCGGUCGCUUCCCAAAAAUGUCAAUGUUUAUCGUCAGAUUUGCCGAUGGAUGGGCCCGAACUAUCGUGUGAAAGUGCUCCCCAGGGUUUCGGUGGGCAGAUUCUUUCGGCAGCCGGCGCAGGGAAAUGAAUAUGGUCUCCUGUU